This is a messenger RNA of Maylandia zebra (zebra mbuna), 1429 nucleotides long. It is a transcript of the gene tfpt, whose product is annotated as TCF3 (E2A) fusion partner. Gene Ontology annotation, molecular function: DNA binding. NCBI's taxonomy places the organism in Eukaryota, Metazoa, Chordata, Actinopteri, Cichliformes, Cichlidae. Gene Ontology annotation, biological process: apoptotic process; apoptotic signaling pathway; positive regulation of apoptotic process. Gene Ontology annotation, cellular component: Ino80 complex. The record is from RefSeq and is a predicted model, not a curated record.
ACAUCAGAACUAAAGUAUUUCUAAGAUCCGGUUAGAGUAAUUUUAAAUAUAUAAGGUGUUUAUCUGUACUAUCCGAGGGUCCAAGUAAACCGAAUUUCACUGAUUAGAAGUCAAAAAGAUGACAAAAUAUACACAUACCCGCCAUAUUGUCUGGUGUAGUUUCCACCGAGCGAGUUCUCAUGGGAAAUGUAGUGACUGCUAAAAAUGACGUAUAAUUCCUGCGCCCGCCGCACGAAAACAGAGAGGGAAACAGAGGAUCCCUGGAAGCUUCGGGAUUGAUUUAAGUCAGCUAUCAUGCUAUUAAACGGCCUUAGCUAAAGCUAAACAGAGAAAACGACACUGCACGCAGCUUGUGCUCAGGUUGAUGAUGACACUGGUCGAAGUGUCGCUUUAAACACACGUUAAAAACAUCGUUUCGAGACUAACAAAUAUGAUGGAGGAUUUUUCUGGCUUGGCUCUGCCUCCUUUAUUUGGAGGUCACAUCCUGGAAGCAGAACUGGAGCCUGGUGGUGUGGAGCUGGGACCGGGAGAGGUGGAGCUGGGUCCAGGAGGCACCGAGCUGCUUGAGAGCACAACACAAGAAGAUGAAGAAAAAAGAGCUCUUGACAAAAGGAAAUAUGUGGCUCUGAGCAGGAAAUGUAAAGAAAUUGAACAGGUAAAUCAGAAGAUCCUGGGUCGCCUUCACCAAGUGCAAAGAAUUACUCGACGUCUGAAGAAAGAAAGGAGAUUCCUCAUGAAGACCUUAGAUGCUCACGGGGAUGACUACAGAAACGCUCAGCUCACUAUACUGCUUGAGGAUGAAUCUGGAGCCCAUUUGGAGCCGGCUGCUGCAGCGGAGGAUGAAAAGCUCAACGGUGUUUCCGGUUCCACUCCAUCUGCAGCAUCACAUCAUGUGGCUGGGACAAAGAAAAAGAGGCAUCGAAUUCCUCGUCAAGAAAAGGAUAAAGAGCCACAGAUCGACCCGGAGAUGUCGGCGUUGGCAGAGUCACAGUUUGGAGAAAUGUCCAGCCCGACCUCACUGUCUCAUUGAUCAAACCGCUGUCCUGGAUAUCACGAUGAUGGUGACUAGGAUAAGAGCACCCAGUUUCCAGGACUGUUUAAAACACUGCCUUACUUGAGUCAAUCUUUGUAAUGUUGUGGUUUCACUUGAAUAUUGUGAACAGAUUGAGUUCAUGUAACACGAGAUGUUAUUCACCUUAUAUAUGUGUAUAUUUGUUUUGUAUAUACGAGGUUAUGUUUUUACAGUUGACAGUUGAUGGCAACAUAUUUAUGACAAGCACGUGAUGCUGAAAACAUGAUUUGAUAAAUAUUUGACGUAUUAGAUGAAUAUGACAGGGUAUUACUAUCAUUACUUGAGUUAGGAUUUUAUCCGAGUAAGCAGAUGGACUCGUCGUCAUAUUAAACUUUUACACUGUGCUGUUUGGGUUUA